Messenger RNA from Paralichthys olivaceus (Japanese flounder), 2765 nucleotides. NCBI's taxonomy places the organism in Eukaryota, Metazoa, Chordata, Actinopteri, Pleuronectiformes, Paralichthyidae. The record is from RefSeq and is a predicted model, not a curated record.
GUCACAGGUCAGUGCUCGUGCAAACCUGGUUUUGGCGGCAGCACAUGUCGGGAGUGCAGGGAGCUGUUCUGGGGGAAUCCAGAGGUUAAAUGUCACGCUUGUGACUGCGACCCUCAGGGGAUCUCCAGCGAGCAGUGUCAUCGUGCCACCGGUCAGUGCACCUGCGUGGAGGGUGUUUCCGGCCCGCGCUGCGACAAGUGCGCCCGUGGCUUCCAGGGCGAGUUCCCCGACUGUGAACCCUGCCACCAGUGCUUCGCCACCUGGGACGUCGUGGUCGGCGAGCUGACCAAUCAGACCCAACGUCUGGAGGCCCAGGUGACGGAGCUCCAGACCAGCGGGGUGACGGAGCCGUACAAAGAGUUGAUCGGCAGCCUGGAGAGAAACGCCAAGGCUGUGAGAGAGAUAGUCGAGAGCAACCCUGCAGCCGUGAAGCUGGAGCAGACACAGGAUCUAAUGCACCAGAUCACUGGUUUGAUGUCCUACCUGAACGGAAAGCUCAACACCACAGAGGAGACCUUGAACCUUCUCCACAGCGACGCCAACUCCACCGACUUUAACUUGGACGCACUGACGGACGAGGCCAACCAGCUGGAGCUGAGCGUCCAGGAUCUGAGACAGCAGGUGUACGAUGCCAAGAACGCCAACCUCCAGGGUGCCAUGGACACCAUCACAGCGGCACACACGCAGUCUACGACGGCGGAGCUCCUCGCAAACACCUCCACCAGUGACCCUGGAAACACGGUGGAAGAGUCCGCCGUGGUACGGAAAGCCACGGAGGACAAACUGAGCAGAGGUCAGAAGGAGUUCGACCGCAAGCACCAAAGAAACUCACAGAAGCUGGAGAAACUGUCCAAGGAGCUGGACAAGUUUGAUCUGACACCUCUUAGUGAGAAGACGUGUGGCGGCGCAGCCUCGGGUGACGGCUGCUCCGGCUCCUCCUGCGGCGGGUUGGGUUGUGUCGGCGAGGGAGGAGCGCCUCACUGUGGAGGAGAAGGAUGCGAAGGCGUCGUCACGACCUCCCAAACUGCUCUCAAAUCAGCCAAGGACCUGGACCUGGAGAUCUUAGCAGCUAUGCAGGAGGUGGACAAGCUCUCCAGGAUGGUGUGGGAGGCAAACAUCCGUGCAAACGAGGCCAAGGGGAACGCGAUGGAGGUGCUGAUCAAAUCCAACCGGAGCAAGGAGAGGGUGGAGCAGAGCAACGAGCAGCUCCGCAACCUCAUCAAAGAGAUACGAGACCUCCUCACCAAUGAAAAGGCAGAUGUUUCGGUGAUCGAGAUGGUGGCGAACGAGGUGAUGGCUCUGGAGAUGCCGACCUCGACGGAGAAGCUGCACGAGCUGACGAAGGAGAUCAGGGACAAGGUCGGCACCCUGACCAGCGUGGAGACCAUCCUGAGUCAGAGCGCUGAGGACAUCCAGGUCGCAGAGAAUCUGCUGAAGGAGGCCAAGGCUGCCAGUGAACAGGCGUCCAACGUAAAGGAGACAGCAGAUGUAGUGAAGGCAGCGCUGGACGAGACGGAGCGCGCUCAGACUAUCGCCAUGGACGCUAUCCAACUGGCCCAGAACAACACUAAGGGCACAUUGGACCUGCUGAUCUCUGUGGAGUCGGAGACAGCCUCAACGGAGCUGAAGCUCGGUAACACCACAGGUCGCCUGGUUCAGCUGGAGAGGGAGGUCGGCCUGCUGAGACAAAACAACCUGGAAGUGAACCAGCUAACAGAGACGGCCGAAUGGGUCAGAAACCAGGCCAGACAGGAAGCAGACGAGGCCAAGAAGGAGUUUGACUCGGAGGUGAAAGAUAAACUGGAGGAGGUGGAGGACCUGGUGGAGGAUAAAGGGGAGUCGGUGCUGCAGGCGAGGAGGAGAGCAGACGCGCUGCAGCAGGAGGCCAAGGAGCUGCUCACUCAGAGCAGCAACAAGCUGCAGAGACUUGGAGAGCUGGAGAGCUCCUACAAGGACAACCAGCGCGUCCUGGAGGACAAAGCUGCAGAGCUGGCCGAGCUGGAGCAAACCGUCCGCAAGAUCCUGGAGGAGAUCAGCUACAAAGUGACUCUGUACAGCACCUGUCUGUGAUGACAGCACCUCAACCUCUGCUGCCCGGGAUUCUAAUAGAGACAAAUACUGCUCCCACAUAAAUACCAUGUUUUAUAGCCGUCAGGACCAAACACUGUUCAGAUGUUUUGAUUGUGUCAGCGCCAGCAGCCGAACGUCUAAACGUAACGGACAGCUGAGCCAAGAAGUAUUUUAACAAUGGAGACAAGCUGCCAAAGAUGAAAGAAAACCACUGAAAGCCAACGAGACCUCAGUGCUAGAAGUAUUUACCAGUGUAAGCUACUACAAUCUAUGUAUUUAAAUAUAUGACUGAACAUUUGUGAGAAAUAUUCAAAGUUUUAUAGAUAUAAGCCCAAAGAUAUGUAACAUUGACAGGACCAAACAAAUAAUAAAAUUGGAUUUGAAGAUGAAUGUACUGGUUUUUCUGUGGGCUGGUAGAGAAUAUCUGUUUCCUCAUUUUUAUUAUUUACAUGAAAUAAAAUUCCUUAGACAUAAACAAAUCACCGUCUAUGACGUAGUAAGUGCAGACUCUGAAACCAGAAACCAAAAACAUCUAAAUGUAGAAUUGUAAGUAAUAAAUUUUAGGCCUGAUUCUGGAUGAUUUCCAUGUUUUUCUCCCAGUGAGUUGAAAAGAGGUUUUACGUUCUCAUAAACACUUUGGUUGGGAAAAUGAUUUAGAGAGUUACUGUACUGCAUUAAACAUUUUACAAAUAUUA